Miscanthus lutarioriparius is the source of this 879-nucleotide messenger RNA. Lineage: Eukaryota; Viridiplantae; Streptophyta; Magnoliopsida; Poales; Poaceae. The record is from the annotation of a GenBank genome assembly.
AUGGCAGGAAAUAACGUUUUGUGGCAGCCCCGGGUGGUGGAGAACAUGCUACGAUACUACAAAGAGAAGAUACAAGCUGAGGGGAGACUAAUGUUUUUUCGUGAGAUACAUCAUGACGAGUGCGCAAAACAGAUUAAUGCAAAGUAUCACACAAAUUUCACUCAGCGACAAGUUUACCACAAGUAUCAUAAGCUGAAAGGUCAAUGGAAGGUUAUACUGCAAGCAAAGAAUUUAAGUGGAGCAAACUUUGAUGAUGUUAAGAAAAUGAUACUUUAUGAUGAAACAGAGGUUGUCAGGAUGCAGAAUGACAAAGUUCCAAGGGCGAAAUUUAUAAAUGCCCCCAUCCAUUGCUACGAUGAGAUGGAAUUCAUUUUUCAAGACAGGCAUGCAACUGGGGAGUUCACUGUUCUACAAGCACCAUACGAUCUUCCUUCCACUCAGGAUGGAGAUUUAAUUGGUGAUAAGAAUGCGAAUCGUGCAGAGGAUGUUGACCCAGGUUUGCAGUAUGAUUCAGAUUGCCUGUCUGAAGAGGAGGACGGCAAUUAUGGGGGAAGCUCAUCUAGCAAGCGUCCUGCUGCUAGCGAGCCUGAAAAAGUGAAGAGGCCUAAGCGUGAUGAUAGUGCGAUCUCAGAGGUGACUCAUGUUCUGCGUGAUAUGUCUGACACCAUGCGCUUCACUCAUGUCACUCAUCCAAAUGAAGAAUUAUUCAAGACAAUUGAUGCUAUGAAGGAGUAUCCAUUAUUUGUUCGACUUGAAUUACAAGAGUAUCUUGCAAAUAAUGAGAAGACUGCUGCUAUGUUGAAGGGAAGACCAUUGGAGGCCAUCAAGGAGUACGUCGAGAGAUGGUUUGUUAAAAACUAUCCACCUCCGAUGAUUUGA